CGUGACGUCAUCGCUUCCUGGUUUUGCGUUUGAAACUUAAAGGUGUGCCGAUUCUCUCUCCGGUAUUUUGCUGCUUUGGAUUCAACUGGGGCGAAACUUACGAUCUUAUCAACAUUAUCACAAGAGGACAGCAGCUCGAAACACAAAGAGAACGGAUCAAGUAAAGGUGUGACUGACAAAGACGUUUUUCCGGAUGAAGAGAUGAGUGCUGAAAUCAGCACCAUUCCCACGUUACAAUUGUAUUUGGAUUCCUUUUGGUCUUCCAGCAUAGGAUCCCACAGUUCUGACAUAAACACCACCAACGCAUGGGUAACAGCACCCAAAUCUUCGUACAGCCCUCCUGUUUCCAGCAGCAUUAUAAUGGACCCGGCCCAGUCCAGCCCGACUCCAGACGAAUCCUCAGAACCCUGCUCUGAAUUUCAGGCUCAGCUCGACCUGUUCCUCAAGCUGGGAUUUUCCCAAACACAGAUCCGUGCCACUUUCCUGAAACUUGGCCUCAAUGCAGACACCAACAGGGUUUUGGGUGAGCUUAUCCAGGCUGCUGGGGAAUCAGAGGAGAGAGAGGAACCUACAGCCUCCACGGUGCUGGUUUCACGUGGGGAUGCUUCCAAUAAAGUCCAAAGUGCCCAAAAUCACUGUCACAAUGUUCCAGCAGUGUCAGGUGCUCCAGAAGAGCUGGUAGAGGAUGAGGACGCACUCAGACCCAUUGUCAUUGAUGGGUCUAAUGUAGCCAUGAGUCACGGGAACAAGGAAGUUUUUUCCUGUCUGGGAAUUCAGUUGGCGGUGAACUUCUUCCUGGAGCGGGGUCAUGUUGACAUCACAGUGUUUGUGCCUUCCUGGAGAAAAGAACAGCCGCGACCUGAUGUGCCUAUAACAGAUCAGCACAUUCUACGUGAAUUAGAGCGGAGGAAGCUCUUGGUAUUCACACCAUCCAGAAGGGUGGCAGGAAAACGAGUGGUUUGCUAUGAUGACCGUUUCAUCGUAAAGCUGGCAUACGAAUCCGACGGCAUCAUUGUUUCCAAUGAUACUUACCGAGAUCUACAAGGAGAACGUCCUGAGUGGAAGCGUUUUAUAGAGGGGAGGCUUCUGAUGUAUUCGUUCGUCAAUGACAAGUUUAUGCCUCCAGAUGACCCUUUGGGAAGACAUGGACCCACCUUAGACAACUUUCUUAGGAAAACUCCACGUAUACCUAAGAAACAACCCUGUCCUUAUGGAAAGAAGUGCACUUAUGGAAUCAAGUGCAAGUUCCAUCAUCCGGAGCGAACCAAGCAAUCCCAGCGUGCCCUGGCCGAUGAGCUCAGAGACAAAGCCAAAAUUUCAUCCACACCGCACAAACCUCAGCCAGUGUCCAGUCAGAGUCCACCUCUGGAGGAAGUAAUGGAACAGAAACUCUCCCUGGAUGCUGGAUCUCUUAAGAAGAGUUACGCCAGUGAAAAUGUCCUUGUCAUUAAAGCAGCCCCCCAGCCGACUCAAAGGAAGUUUCCUUUGAAAAAAGAGCGUCGGCAUUCGCCAACAAGUCUAGAUUCCUUUCCCAGGGGAUCUCAGGAGCGUUUGGAUUCUGGCUUGGGUUCCUACGAAUGCCAUUCUCCUGAAGCAUCCCAUUGUGAUCGCUACUGCGACCACAGGAAGUCCAAACCAUCCAACAAUGGGCGGCAUCGUUACGUUCCGGCCAAUAGCCAACCCUGCAGUUGCUGUCCUUACCAACCCCUCAGCACUGGUGGAGUCGGUCAGCACCAUAGCAUGGACCUGUCCAGUUCAACAAACCCGGGUUACACUCAACCCCGAUAUCACUCCUAUGGAGGAGGUCCAGUUUACCCACCUGUUAACAUGUCCCAGUAUUCAUUUCCACACAACAGAGGGCCUCCUUGUCAACGGGGCUACUGGUCUGACCAUUAUGAUGGCUAUCCUCCAGCAUCCCAUAAUGCCAUGCUGCCAGAGAGAGGACAUGGCCACUGGUCACCCUCCAAUCACAAUCCUCAGUGCUCUGAACGGGAGCAGGUAAGAAAGAAAUUACUAGCAAUUUUCAAUGCACGUUUGGUGGACAGAGCCAUGGACAUGUUCCCAUAUCUCCUGGACCCACAAAGACUGGCCGCAGAGAUUUUGACCCUUCAGUCUCAGGAUGGGGCUUUUUAGUUUAUCUUUUUUGAAGGACUAGGUGACAAGACAAAGAUUCUGGCACCAAAGUGUUACAAUAAGUUCUCAGCCGAAAGUGAUUUAACUGGAGUUUGUUGUGUAAUUCAGUGUAGCUCUGCCCACAGUGAAAUCUCAUUGGUCUACAAUCCCGCUGUUUUUGUUGUGCAGUGUUUUGCUUUUUAACGAGGACAUAAAAAUUACUUUUUUGUAGGAGACUGUCAUGUAAUGCAGUGUAUCCCCGCCCACAGUGAAAUCUCAUUGGUCCACAGUCCCACUUUAUAUCAGAGAUGUUCUGAUUGACUGUUUUUGUUGAGUCAUGCAGCGUUUUUUUCGAUUAGCGAGAACACAAAAAUAAUUUUCGUUGGAGUCUGUCACAUAAUGCAGAGUAGCUGCAACUAUGUCAGAUAUAUUCUGAUUGGCUGUUUGUGUCAAGCAAGUGGUGUAGCUCCGCCCACAGUAGAAUCUCAGUGGUCCAAUGUUCCGAUUCGCAUCAGAUUUUAUGUUCUGAUUGGCUGUUUUUGUCAAGACAUACAGCGUUUUGCUAUUAGCAAGGCCAGAAAAAUGACUUGACUUUUAAAAAAUGUUGUGAUUCCUAAUCAGGGCACAUUUUGAAAUAAGAUUUGAUUAAUGUUAAUGUUAAAAAUAGAGUUAUAGUUUAGUAGAUGUGUAAUUUUUGUGAUGAAAUGGACUCAAUUCAAGCCAUUCAGAAGAUUUUAUUUCUGUUGUAUUUUGAAUAUUGUUAUUUGACCUCAACUAUGGUGAAAUCACUAUUUGUUGUAUUAUAUAAUUAUUAUCUUGCUGUGGUUCUCAAGAGUAUAAUAUCAGUUUGGGUUUCAUAGUUUUUACAAAAUAUGCAAUCAUAUCUGAUAAUGGAAUGACAAAAUUGCAGAUUUAUUUGUGGAAAAACCUCUUUUUUUGUGGUUCUGCACGAUUCGCAGUACUGUGUAUGUUGAAUGUGUUGGCACCAUGUGCCGUAACUGACAUUUGUCAAGCAGAACUACCACAAAGGUAGAAGAGUAUGCACCCUAUGGUGUAUUUUUCUAUAACUUAUAAAAUGUCCUCAUGAAUGCAAGCAUCACCAUUGUAACUUGACAUAUUUUUCAAAGUUCUCAAAGGUAAUUGCCGAAAACAUGGAAAGUCAUGGAACUUUUGGUGACUCUGUUAGUUUGUAUUGAAGCUGUUCAGAGUUUAAAAAGGGAGUCGGCAAUACUAAGUAGGCAAUUUUUUGCCUUUUUAUUUUUAUUUUUAUUAUACAUAAGUUGUAUGUUCUUUGCCCAUUUAAAUAUGCAUUUGCUUUUUAUGCUGUAUCUCAUAUUCUGAAAAUAAAAUGCCAUAUUUAUA
This is a messenger RNA of Carassius gibelio (silver crucian carp), 3474 nucleotides long. Its product is annotated as endoribonuclease ZC3H12A. The record is from RefSeq and is a predicted model, not a curated record. Bases 202 to 2133 code for a protein of 643 amino acids. NCBI's taxonomy places the organism in Eukaryota, Metazoa, Chordata, Actinopteri, Cypriniformes, Cyprinidae. Gene Ontology annotation, cellular component: cytoplasmic ribonucleoprotein granule; nucleus. Gene Ontology annotation, biological process: 3'-UTR-mediated mRNA destabilization; nuclear-transcribed mRNA catabolic process, RNase MRP-dependent. The transcript is spliced from 6 exons. Gene Ontology annotation, molecular function: RNA endonuclease activity; mRNA binding; metal ion binding.